Suillus paluster is the source of this 791-nucleotide messenger RNA. RefSeq names its product putative histone H2B.1 protein. The transcript has 5 exons. Gene Ontology annotation, molecular function: protein heterodimerization activity; DNA binding; structural constituent of chromatin. Gene Ontology annotation, biological process: nucleosome assembly. Gene Ontology annotation, cellular component: nucleosome. The coding region runs from base 178 to 603 and encodes 141 amino acids. Lineage: Eukaryota; Fungi; Basidiomycota; Agaricomycetes; Boletales; Suillaceae. The record is from RefSeq and is a predicted model, not a curated record.
GGCGCCCGAAAAGCAACGUUCCAUUUCAAUCAAGAACACCGCGCCGCAUCGGGGUGUGCUUCAAACUCCGCUCGGUUCGAACGCGUCGCUUGUUAUAAAGCGCGACGCGUCUGCUCGUAGGGGCAUUUAACGCGGUUUCUGGCUUCUCUCUGUCUUCUUCUUCUACUUCGUGCAAGUAUGGCGCCUGUCUCAACCGUCUCCAAACCACCCGCUUCAAAAGCUCCCAAAGCUCCCGUGUCGUCGUUGGCAAAGCGGGGAUUAUCUAGGAAGGCACCCUCCGGGGGGGAUACAGAUGGGAUGAAGAAGAAGCGCAAGAAGGUCAGGAAGGAAACGUACAGCAGUUAUAUUUACAAGGUGCUGAGGCAGGUCCACCCAGAUACUGGUAUAUCGAACAAGGGAAUGGGCGUCUUGAAUUCAUUCGUAAACGACCUGUUCAAAAGGAUCGCGACAGAAGCGAGCAAACUUGCCUCUUACACAAAGAAAUCUACUAUCUCCUCGCGCGAGAUUCAGACGGCGGUGAGGCUCAUUCUUCCUGGAGAGCUUGCGAAGCAUGCGAUUAGUGAGGGAACGAAGAGUGUUACGAAAUUCUCGGCUGCCAGGUGAGACGGUAUGAAGAGAGCCAGGUCGGUCGGUCGCGCAUGAAGCAUUGUAUAUGAAGAUGGAUAGCGGAUCACCAUCUAUUAGACAUGUAGCAUAGUUCAUCUCGUAGAUAUUAUACAUACCAAUCGAGUAGUAGUAGCAGCAGCAGUUUACCCGUACCAAUGCAUAAUUGUUUCCACGAAGCUAGAAAC